AUGUCGUCUCAGGUUGCGCCAUGGCUCGAAGACCUAGACGAAGAUUGGGUCGAGCCGCCGUCGCUGUCAAAUCCCACCACAGACCACCAAUCUGCCACUUCCGUGCGAAAGAACCAAACUUCGUCGUCGUCUAGUCGAAUCCCGCGUAGGAGUAGCGGCGCUUUCGACAUAAACAGCAGCUCUGUCAAACAACGGAAUCCGCUCAAGACUCUCCCCUCCUCUCAAUCCAAUGUCCAACGCCAACCAUCCGACUCGUCGGUAGUACACCACGACUCAGUCAAACGCUCGCCUGCGAAACAUCAAACUCUCGAGUGGAAGAAACGCCUCGUCCGUGGUGAGGUCGGUUACGGUGACCAGACCGAUCUCUUUGGCCCUUCUGGUCUCGAGAACAUCUUCUCGCCAGCUCGUCCCACCUCUUCCAACAACCGUCCGACUUCCUCAAACAGUCCCUCGAGGCUUCUACAGAAUACCAUCAUGCCUCCCUCCAGUCCCCCACCAUGGCCAUCGCAAAUUGAACCAUCGCAAUUAGAAUCUCCCGAUGCACAAGGCACCUGUCAAAGAGAAGUCAACAACACAAACUACGACGACCCUCAAGAUGACAGCCUUAUGCGCUCAGUCAAUUCGCCAAGUCAACUACACGUUGACCGCUCUGCUUCGAAGCACCAAGGCAAUCGCACUAUCAGCGCUAAUACCGACCUGUCAGGCGAGGGCUUUAGUCCUGUCUUCCUUUCGAAACACACGAGCUCUACUGGCGCCGUCAGCUACGCUCCCCUUGAUUCGCGCUCUGUUCCUACCAGUGCCGACGCAUCGCUCAGUCUUCAAGAGUCUGAACUUCCCUCUACACCUGGCGUCCGCAAGAUCCACAGCGAUGGCCCCGAGAACAUGCCCAGCGUUCCGGAGGUCUCCCUUCCAGAUGAUCUACCAACCGGUACGCCACCUAUUCCCAGCUUCUUCAGUAUGAACAAGACGUCGCCUUCCAGUUCCUCAAAAAUUGAGCCGUCUUCAGUCUACGACAACACGUCGACCUCUCCCGGUCCAUCCAGUCCUGCCCGAGUACCGGCAACCCCGAAGCUAGGAGAUGUAGACGAGGCAUCGCUCCUCAGUCCACCCAAGAGCAGGCCGUCGCAAAGCCCGCUGAAGCUGUUCGGCAACUACGAUACCUUCACCAACAACAAAUUGUUCCGCAGAAUGAGUCAACUGGAAGGUCUGGACCCGGAUCACCCCUUGAUCUCUCCUGUGCACCAAUGCGACGACCCUUUCGAUGAAACGCAAUCGAACGCUGGGAGAAUCCCGAGCUCGGGCACUAUCAGCACAAAUAGACGCCGCCCUUCUCAGCGUGUUGUCUCUAAUUUGAGCAGCUUCGGCGAAGGCGAUUUGGACGAGCAUGAUUUUGAUGCAGACAUCUCUUUCCCUGUCGGAUUGGACCUGGACGCAACAUACGAGUCUAAUGAGGGCUCGCCUCUACCAGAUGCUGUUCCACCAGGCAGCACUCAUCCAUUCCGCUUUCAUGUCGAGACCGCCCCACCUAUCGAAUCGUCACCCGAAGUUAGACCCUUCAAGCUGAAGAGAAAGUUGUCGAAGAGAAGCAACACGAUCAGGUCGAGACACUCGGAUGACGAUCAAGCGCUGGAGCAAUUUCCUGUCAUCGAUCCAUACAACAACGAAUUUGACAUCAGAGAGGGUAAACGCCCUCAGAGUUCCCCUGCCAAAGCACCCACUGCCAAACGAAGGCGUACUCUGAUUACUAUGGAUGGCAAAUUGCCAGAACUUGGCGAAGGCUCCGAAAUUCACAUCAAAGUCGAUGCGCCGCUCCCGAGUGAUCAGCAGGCCCCUUCCGUCGCUGCCUCUGGUACUGUCAGUGUGGCAAGUAGAAGAGAUGUGACCAGGCCUAGAAAUCCUACUCCCAGUCAGAGACGUCGUGAACAGAUUCAGGCUGAGAUCAGUGAAGCAACUUUCGAAUAUCUUUCGAACUCCCCACGCCUCGAGGCCAUCAAAGAGACUAUAGAAGAGCUCUCAGAACUGCCAGAAGAGUCAGUCGACGCCGAAAAAGCGAAGGCAGUGGCAGCUGACAUUGCCGCCUACACUUUCGAAGUUUCCAGAGAAGAUUCUGAAAGUAUGCGCAAGCGUUCAUUCACUACCCAGGAUUUCUUGGACGAAGCCAUGCACAUCAUGUCGCUGAUUAGGGCAAAAGGACGACCUCACAGCGGCUUGGACGAUGUUGAAGAGUCCAGCGCGGAGAUGGACUUCGGAUCACACCUUCACCCUGAUGACCUUGCAAGGCAGGUCGGAUCUUUACGAAUUUCUAGACCAGCUUCUCGCGAGGGCAACGAGUCCAACUGGAGACCUAGAAGUCAAGUCAAGCAUGAUCCGAUGGUUGCAAGUCGAUUAGAGCAGUUCCGCGAGCAGGACUCGUUCAAUAUGGGUAUGGUCCAGUCUUCACUUCGCUCGUUGCGCGUCGACGAUUCUUCCGCACUCGACUUCGACCAUGCAGAUGUGUCCACUAGAGACCUCGACGAUGCACCGAUUAUUGAGCCUGGCUGGACCGCUGGUCAUUCUCGAGCUUACUCGAAUGCCUCACAACGUGGCAACCAGGCUAGCCCGACCAAGUCGCAGCACGGCUCACAUCCAUCACUAGAUUCCUCUAGUGGAGCUCGUACGAUGGGGUCUACCUCUUCGAGAGAUUUUGUCGCCAAUCUGUCACCAGAAAAGGUCGCUCACCUAAUACCUGAGCAAAUCGCUGGGAUGACUUACGAUAAGGAAAAGCAGAUCUGGGUCAAAGCAAAGCACCUCAAACCGCCAACUUUCGAUUUUUAUCACCAGCCCAGUAACGUCAGCAGUGAUGACGACCCAUUUGCAUACAUUCCUGACUUGACUGUCGAUGAAAUUAAGGAGAUUCAACGCAUUCAACAGCUGCAAGCUCGUCACCAAGCCUUCGCGCAACAAGAUAAAUCAGAAUAUGAUCUGUCUGAACAACAUACUGAGCUGCCGCAGCAGGUGCCUGAUCGUCCACCUCCACAGAGACAAGAACCAACUGGCUCGAGACCCACGACUCGUGAUAGCAACGCAGCUCACCCAUUUACAUCAAGCACAGCGCCUUCAAAGUACUCCGCGUUCGCAUCGAGUCAGCAGCAGCAGUUUGAUACUCGUGCCACAUCCUGGAGCAACGAAGAGCUGGCUAACAUCGCUCGGGCCAAACAGCAACAAGCACAUACCGGUGACGGGCUCCGCGACCUUGCCACCGUCAAUAUUCCUCAGAACAUCUCAGAGGAGACUGAGCUUGCUUCUGAUAAUUCUGUGACCGCUCUCGAUGAAUCUCAAACAUCUCAUAUCUCACAUGAAGACUCGCUCCUGGACGAACUUCUGAGUGAGGACGAUGAGCUCCUGAACGAGGACUCGGAGACUGAAGAACUACCCGCACCUAAGCAGCGUGGGAGCGGCAUUCCCCUACCAUCAUGGCCUUUGCGCUCACCUCAACCAGCUCGUCGUGGCGGACUCAGAAACUCGUCUCUAAGAAGACAGACUUUCCAACGAGGAUUCCCAUCUGGACAAGAUCAGAGAGAAGUUUCUUUCGUUGCCACGUUCCCAGACAAACGGAUGAUGAGCGUGUCUGUGGUUGCCCAACCUGGACCUCCAAUGUCUGCACCAAACCAAGAAUAUGGUCUUUCGUCGCCUGCCCGCAUGGAUGGCACAUUCUACCUUAGUGACCUUCCCGACUUCACUGUCAACGAUGUCGACGAAGAACGUCCAUCGGAAAAAGCACUAGCGAGACGAGUGGCUCACACCAAUACUGGAGACAGAUAUGCAAUGGCUGUUCAGAGUCUUGUCAAGACGCUUACUGACGUUGAACCUGACGAGCCAUACUGGGAAGAUAUCAAGCAGCUCAACUUGCGUGAUAGAGGUCUCGACUCGGUUCACAACUUGGAAGAUUUCUGCACACGUCUUGAAGAUCUCGACCUUUCGGGCAACAAUGUCGCUCAUCUUGAAGGUGCGCCCACGUCUGUUCGUAAGCUCAAUCUUCGCUCGAACGCAUUGAGUAGUCUCACUGCUUGGAGUCACAUGAUGAACUUACAAUAUCUCGACAUUUCUAACAAUCAAGUUGACAAUCUGGGUGGCUUGUGUAUGCUCAUUCAUCUUCGAGAACUCCGCGCCGACGACAACCAAAUUUCCACUUUAGAUGGCAUUAUGAACAUGGAUGGAUUGAUCAAACUUUCUGUCCGCCGUAACAAGCUAUCGAGGGUAGACUUCGAAGGGUGCCAACUUCAUCGCCUUGAAGAACUGGAUUUGAGUAGCAACAAGCUUUCCACUGUCGCUGGCGUUCAAAGCCUCACUGCGUUGGAACGCUUAAUCCUUGAUGAUAACCAGAUCGAACACUUCUCGACGGGUCAACAUUCCUCAGUCAGCUCUAAGCUUCAUUGCUUGUCGUUGCAGAACAAUCAGUUGGCCUCUCUGAACGUUUCAGACUACACUGACCUGCGCUAUUUGAACGUAGACGAUAACAAAUUGCCUACAGUCGAAGGUCUCGAGCAGCUGCAUCAGAUUGACGUGCUGUCUAUGCGCAAGCAAGAUCUCAAGCACUCUCCCGUCCAACAGUUGACCAUCUUCAACCAACGAUUAUCUACCCGCUCAUUGUUCUUAUCAUCCAACAUCAUCCCGACUCUUGACCUGUCGAACUCUUAUCACAGUGUUCAAAACCUGGAAAUGGCAUCAUGUGGCCUGCAAGAUUUGCCUAACGACUUUGGCCUCAAACUUCCCAAUCUACGCACACUGAACGUCUCUUUCAACGCAAUCACAGACAUACGUCCACUUCUCAAUAUCACACGCUUGGAAAAACUUCACGCUUCUGGAAACCGCAUCGCGCGUCUUCGCAAGACUGUUGCCGUGUUGGCACGUAUGCCGCAUCUUCGCAAAACAGAUCUGAGAGACAAUCCCAUCACUCAUGGCUUCUAUGCUCCCAUCUCUGUAGCCAAUAAUACUGUCAGCACUAUCUCAUCUGACGAAGAGCCAAUGUCCGAAGCACAAUUACAGUUGCAGAUGGCCAUAUCACAUCGUCUGCCCAACGCCGAUUAUGCAACUGAUGCCGAGCACCUCGCUCGAUUGGACGAGGACACCAAAUUACGAAGACGCGUAUACGAGAUCCUUCUCAGCAACGGCUGCAAAACUCUAUCCACAAUUGACGGCCUGUUGUUCGCAAAAGACAGAGCUUUGAUCAGAGACAGUGUAUGGGAAAGACUACUCAAACUGGGAGUCGUAAGAAGAUCUGGAAACAAGGGAGAAGAAACACAAGUUACAAUGGGUUAG
Aureobasidium pullulans EXF-150 is the source of this 5298-nucleotide messenger RNA. RefSeq lists its product as uncharacterized. Lineage: Eukaryota; Fungi; Ascomycota; Dothideomycetes; Dothideales; Saccotheciaceae. The transcript is spliced from 2 exons. Bases 1 to 5298 code for a protein of 1765 amino acids. Gene Ontology annotation, molecular function: protein binding. The record is from RefSeq and is a predicted model, not a curated record.